AUGAAUGACCUCUCCAAGACCUUCAGUACGCUAGCAACUCAGCUUUCGCAGCUGGCAAGUUCGAUCUCAAGCGAUGUUGAAAAGAACAGCGCCGCCGUUGACAUAGCCCGCAGGAUCCUCGCGGCAGCUCGAGGACCGACACCAGAUUGGAUGGACCGGAUGAUAAAUGUCAUGGAAUUGACUGGACUUAAAUUGCUCCUUGACUGGAACGCACUGGCCAUGAUACCAUCGGAGGGCUCGAUAACAUACGCUGAGUUGGCCAAAAAGCUGUCAGCGGAGGAGCCCUUACUUCGACGGCUAGCCUGGGUGCUUGUUUCUAGUGGGAUGUUGCGUCAGGUUGAUGACGACAAAAUCGCGCAUACAGAGAAGUCACGCGAGUAUCUUCCCGGGACACCUAAUGAACUCCUGCUACACAUGAUGUUCGAAGAGCAUGUUACGACGGCUCUGAAGCUGCCCGAGUACUUUGAACAGUACGGCCGCCGGGAGCCGGCCACUCGCCAGCACACUCCCUAUGCCUUUUCACGCGGUCAGCCAGAAAAGGAGAUCUGGGAGAUUCACCAAGAGAACCCUGCACAGGUAAAGAGGUUCAUGGGAGUUAUGGAAAUGGUGCAGUCAUUCAUUCCUCUAGCCGGUAUCUACGACUUUGGCUGGGUGGAGACGAAGCUGUCUGAGCAGCAUGACAGACCGCUUCUCGUGGAUGUGGGUGGCAGCAAGGGCCACGCCAUCAAGGCGAUUAUGAAGGAGAACCCUUUUAUUCCAGCCGAUCGCAUAGUUCUCCAGGACAGAGAUGAGGUGAUUCAACAGGUUGUGGAACUUAAAGAUUCGGGGCUCGAUGGUGUACACCUACAGGUACACGACUUCCACGAAGCGCAACCUGUCAAAAACGCACUGAUCUAUUGGAUCCGGCGAUGUCUGCACGACUAUGGAGACGACGACUGCGCCACGAUGCUCACGCAGCUAUCGGAUGCCAUGAGUUCGGACAGUAAGGUACUCAUCGUCGAGUAUGUCCUUCCGAGCCCUCCUCCGCCCAUUGGCGCCAUGACAGACUUCGGCAUGCUUGGAAUUGGGGGAAAGGAACGGACAGCCAAUGACUGGGAGGUGCUUGUUGCUAGGUCUGGGCUCAAGAUUGAGAAGAUUCAUGGCCUGGAUAUGAAGAUGCAGGUCAUUGAGUGUGUUAAGGCCUGA
This is a messenger RNA of Colletotrichum costaricense, 1185 nucleotides long. Its product is annotated as O-methyltransferase. Lineage: Eukaryota; Fungi; Ascomycota; Sordariomycetes; Glomerellales; Glomerellaceae. Bases 1 to 1185 code for a protein of 394 amino acids. The transcript has 4 exons. Gene Ontology annotation, molecular function: O-methyltransferase activity. The record is from RefSeq and is a predicted model, not a curated record.